AUGUCGAACCUCGCAGCGGGCGACGCGCAACUCUUCGAAGACACCUUCACGGUGACGACCUACGAUCAAUCCAAAUAUGACCGCGUGGCACGUAUCGGUGGCACGUCCACCGACAACCUGACAACGAUGCAGCUUGACAUCAACAUCGAGUUGUUCCCCCUUCGCGUCGGCAGUAACAUCGAGGUUGUACUGGCUACUAGCCUGUCACUCGACGGUACCAAAGACGAGGAAGAAGAGAAAGGAUGGCGCCACGUUCGCAACGAGUCUUCCCUUGCGGAUAUGUAUGACUACGUGUGCCACGGCAAGAUCUACAAGUUUGAGGAUGGUGUUGAUGGUCAGACUAUUCGCGCGUACAUCUCAUUUGGCGGGUUAUUAAUGAUGCUGGAGGGACCCUAUAAGAAGUUAACGCCGUUGCGUGUCGACAACACCUACCUCCUAGUUAAGAAAUAA
Messenger RNA from Daldinia childiae, 450 nucleotides. Its product is annotated as DNA-directed RNA polymerases I, II, and III subunit RPABC3. Gene Ontology annotation, cellular component: RNA polymerase II, core complex; RNA polymerase III complex; RNA polymerase I complex. Gene Ontology annotation, biological process: DNA-templated transcription. Gene Ontology annotation, molecular function: DNA-directed RNA polymerase activity. The transcript is spliced from 2 exons. NCBI's taxonomy places the organism in Eukaryota, Fungi, Ascomycota, Sordariomycetes, Xylariales, Hypoxylaceae. The record is from RefSeq and is a predicted model, not a curated record. Bases 1 to 450 code for a protein of 149 amino acids.